Molecule: messenger RNA, 225 nt
Organism: Trypanosoma brucei brucei TREU927
Lineage: Eukaryota; Euglenozoa; Kinetoplastea; Trypanosomatida; Trypanosomatidae
Exons: 1
Coding region: 1-225 (74 amino acids)
Source: RefSeq, a predicted model, not a curated record
AUGCGGCUUCUUGCACGACUGGGGCGGCGUCUGCGUGCCCGUUAUGAAUUGGCCCGUGGGCGCAUGAAUUUGCGCCGGAUGAGCGACCACGAACUGAUUGGACGCUACUGCGGUUUGGCUUUUAUUCCUUUUACGGUGUGUGUAUGUGGCGGCAGUAUGCGGAGUUAUGCAACGGACCGUGUGCAUGUGGCCAUGGAGAAGCGUGACAAGGAGAGUUCACACUGA